AUGGCCGCCUCACAGACUCUCAUAGACCUUGCUCAGACGCAGCGUGCUCUGGUUGCCCAAUAUCUCACCUCCCUCGCUCCAAACGCCGACAACGACUCUACAAGCCAACUUCCACCAAACCCGCCAAAUCCAUUGCAUGUUCUCCGUGACAGUGCCACCCUCCUCAAGGCCCAUACCACCAAGCUCGCUCUCCUCCUGAUCAACAAGCCCUUUACUCCCACCGCUGUCACCACCGUCCUCCGCGAUGCCACUCAGACCUGUUUACCCGCCAUGAUGAGCGCUGUAGAGCUCUGUCGCCCUGACAUCUGGGGCGUCUUCUUGCACCAUCAGGUUGUUGCAAAGGUCCGCACUGUCAUGCGCGAGAUGGUCUCUUUCCUGGAAGAAGUCCUCGAUGUUGCUAGACAAGUGGAUACCGCAAACCACUCCAAAGAUACCCUUGCUUCUACUGGUGUGCUCUGGGAAGCCUGUGAUGCUUUAGUUCAGUUGGACAGUACUGGAAUCGCUGGUCUGGCUGUCUUGAAAGCUCAAGAGUUGCGAGACACCAUCAACGACGCUAUCGAAGAGCUCAAAGAGUGGGAAGAAGGGGACGGAGACGACGACGACGAAGACGAUGAUGAUGAGGACGAUGACGACGCAGACUCUACCACCAGCGACGAUAAGGAAGAAAGAGACGACCAGGACGAGUUUGACGACAUGUUCUCCGCCGCAAACAGACUUCCCAAGGACCGUACAGAUCUGAAAGAACGUCUACAAACCGCCGCCGACAAGCUGAAAAAGAUACAAUUCCUCUAUGCCGCAAUCACAAAACGCAGACUCAAGACGUUUACACCGGAUAUCGCUGCCAGAAAGGUCAACAUCCUCACUCUGGACAAGCUCAUGCAUCUGCUCAAGGAACUGCCCGAAUCCGUCGAUGAUCUUGCAAACGCCUUUUACGAACUCGACGCCGAUCAAGUCGACACCAUCCUCGCCAGCUGUGUCGCCAACGCAUGCUCAGCAGCUGACCUCCUAAAAACUGAUUGGAACGGCAAAGACGACGAAUUCACAGCAUGGGUCACAAAGUGGACUUCAAUCGUCAAAUAA
Molecule: messenger RNA, 1080 nt
Organism: Aureobasidium subglaciale EXF-2481
Lineage: Eukaryota; Fungi; Ascomycota; Dothideomycetes; Dothideales; Saccotheciaceae
Exons: 1
Coding region: 1-1080 (359 amino acids)
Biological process (GO): regulation of cell cycle
Cellular component (GO): nucleus
Source: RefSeq, a predicted model, not a curated record